AUGUUGUCCAAAUUAGCCAAACGCGCUUCCUCCAAAAAGUUCAACUUAUCCUCACAAUCCAUCUCAAUUUCACGUUCUUCCACCUCACACAGAUUUUCCCAUCAUAACAAUUUUCCCGAGAAAAUCUCGCCCCAAAGGAACCCGUUUUUGUGUUUCAGUCAAGUUUCAGAAAACAAACCGGGUCGAUCUGAAUUUACGUUUUCUGAACACCCUUUUAGUUUUUCAUCAACGGGAUUGAAUCACAUUAGAAGCUACGGUAGUGUUGCUGAAGCUAUUGAAUCGACUGAUACAGAAGAUGAUUGUUCAGGUUCAUGUUCAGGUUCAGAAGAAGUUCAGGAAUUGUUAGAACAAAUGGUGAAAGAAGAGAAGAAGAAGCCUCUAGAGAUGAAAAAGAACAAGAACAAUAGUUACAAGUAUAAGAUGCUUAGAAGGAGACAGGUGAAGAUUGAGACUGAGGCAUGGGAGGAAGCGGCGAGAGAGUAUCAGGAAUUGUUGGAAGAUAUGCGCGAACAGAAGCUUUCGCCGAAUUUGCCUUACAUGAAGUCCUUGUUUCUCGGUUGGUUUGAGCCUUUGAAGAAUGCGAUUGUGGCGGAUCAAGAGCUUUGUAAAGAUAGUAAGACUAGGUUGAGUCAUUCGCCUUUUUUCAAUGAGUUGCCUGCUGAUAUGAUGGCUGUUAUCACUAUGCAUAAGUUGAUGGGGUUGUUGAUGACUAAUAGUAAUGGGGUUGGUAGUGCUAGAGUUAUUCAAGCUGCUUGUCAAAUAGGGGAAGCCAUUGAACAUGAGGGUAGAAUAUAUCGAUUUAUGGAGAAGACAAAGGCGAAGAAAACAACCACUGACAAGUCUGAUAGUGAAUCUGUUCCCACACCUGUAAUAAGUGACAACCUGACAGCGGAAGAAAAAGAAAAACUUGAUGAAGAGGAGAAAAGAAUUAGGAAAAGAGUUGCUAGUUUAAUAAAAAAGCAGAAGAAGCAACAAGCAAUGGGGAUAGUUCGGGGAAGAGAUCAAGCAAAACCUUGGGGACAGGAAGCUCAAGUAAAGGUUGGCUCUCGUUUGAUACAACUGUUAAUAGAAACAGCCUACUUACAACCACCUGCCAAUCAAUUUGGAGAUGGUGGUCCUCCAGAUAUUUACCCCGCAUUUAAGCAUACCCUCAAGACAAUUUCUGGUGAUUCAAGCAAUGGAAGUAGGAGAUACGGCGUUAUUGAAUGUGACCCUAUGAUACAGAAGGGCCUUGAAAAGACUGCCAGGCACAUGGUUAUCCCCUACAUGCCAAUGUUGGUUCCACCGAACCACUGGACAGGGUAUGACAAAGGAGCAUACUUGUUUUUGCCAUCAUAUGUAAUGAGAAUACAUGGAGCAAAGCAGCAACGCGAAGCUGUAAAAAGGGCUCCCAAGAAUCAACUUGACUCUAUUUUUGAGGCACUUAACACUCUCGGUGAUACCAAAUGGAGGGUAAACAAAAGUGUACUCGGCGUGAUAGAUCAAAUAUGGGCUAACGGAGGCCGUCUGGCUGACUUGGUGGAUCGCGAUGAUCUGCCCCUCCCAGAGGAACCAGACACAGAAGAUGAAGCAGAAAUCCGAAAAUGGAAGUGGAAAGUUAAAGCCGUCAAAAAAGAUAAUACUGAGAGACAUUCACAGCGAUGUGAUAUAGAACUUAAACUUGCUGUUGCACGAAAGAUGAAAGAAGAAGAAGGCUUCUACUAUCCUCACAAUCUUGAUUUCCGAGGGCGUGCUUAUCCAAUGCACCCAUAUUUGAACCAUCUUGGUUCUGAUCUAUGUCGAGGCAUACUUGAGUUUGCAGAGGGACGUCCUCUGGGGAAGUCAGGCUUACAAUGGUUGAAAAUACAUCUGGCCAAUUUGUAUGCUGGUGGUGUGGACAAGUUAAGUUAUGAUGGUCGAAUAGCGUUUACUGAGGGCCACCUGGAUGAUAUUUUUGAUUCUGCAGACAGACCUCUUGAAGGAAAAAGGUGGUGGUUGCAAGCAGAGGAUCCUUUUCAGUGCUUGGCAGCUUGUAUCAAUCUUUCUGAAGCAUUGAGAAGCCCUACUCCCGAGUCUACCCUUUCUCAUAUGCCUGUACACCAGGAUGGUUCAUGCAAUGGCUUACAACACUACGCAGCACUUGGUAGGGACAAGUUGGGAGCUGCUGCAGUCAAUCUUGUUGGUGGAGACCAGCCUGCUGAUGUUUACUCAGGAAUUGCAGCCAGAGUACUUGAAAUCAUGAAAACAGAUGCACUGAAAGAUCCCAAAACUUUUCCACACGCAUUGCAUGCUAGGCGUUUGAUCAGCCAGGUGGACCGAAAGUUGGUGAAGCAGACAGUGAUGACAUCGGUGUAUGGAGUGACUUAUAUUGGGGCCCGAGACCAGAUUAAGAGAAGGCUUAAGGAGCGUUGUGCGAUUGAGGAUGAUUCAGAGCUGUUUGCUGCUGCCUGCUACGCUGCAAAAACCACUCUAACCGCCUUAGAAGAGAUGUUCGAGGCUGCAAGAAGUAUUAUGAAUUGGCUAGGUGAAUGUGCAAAGGUGAUAGCUUGCACGAACCAAGCAGUGCGAUGGGUUACUCCCCUUGGGCUUCCUGUAGUACAACCUUACCGAGAAAUAGGAAGACAUCUGAUCAAGACAUCACUUCAGGUAUUGACAUUACAGCGGGAGACGGACAAGGUUAUGGUAAAAAGGCAGAGAACAGCUUUCCCUCCAAAUUUUGUUCACUCUCUUGAUGGUUCUCACAUGAUGAUGACUGCCGUAGCUUGUAAACAAGCAGGGAUGAACUUUGCUGGGGUUCAUGAUUCUUAUUGGACACACGCGUGCGAUGUUGAUGAAAUGAACAGGAUACUCAGGGAAAAGUUUGUUGAACUCUACGACGCUCCGAUCUUAGAAAAUUUGUUGGAGAAUUUCGAGAAGACUUUUCCGACAUUGAAGUUUCCUCCUUUACCGGAACGAGGAGACUUCGAUCUUCAAGAAGUAUUGAAGUCUCCCUAUUUCUUCAACUAG
Messenger RNA from Lathyrus sativus (Indian pea), 2985 nucleotides. Lineage: Eukaryota; Viridiplantae; Streptophyta; Magnoliopsida; Fabales; Fabaceae. The record is from the annotation of a GenBank genome assembly.